AUGCAUGAUGGCUGUUUAAAGCCAGGUUUGCCAGCUGGAUUUAACUAUGAAAUAAAGGGUUUUUUUGCUUUUCAAGCACUGCCUUGCUUACAAAUUAAACCCGAUUCAACUCAAGUAAUUGAGGAUUCUAAACCAGUUUCUAUCUGUAACCGGAAACGUGUUUGGCUUGGCAUUGGCCAUCCAAUUGACUGGCCACUUAUGCUAUAUAUCCAGUCUAUGAACCCUCCUCAUAACCUGUGCCGAUCGGACGACCACUGCUUUGACUUUCCCGCACCCACCGUUCCUACUAGCCAUCUGACAACAACCAAGUCAGCGACACCAAAUCCAGCAUCUGGAUCGAUUACUGAUAAUCACGCUACAGAUUCAACUGGUGGAUAUCCAAUCCAUAAGGCAGCAGACCUACUGCCUUAUCCUCUGUAUAACCAGAUCCAGUCCAAGGCUACUGUCUGGCCUCAGUCUCAGCUUCCGCUUCAUGACAAUCAGCCUCGUAAUACUGUCGAGUUUGACUUCCAGCCAUAUAUUUUUAAUAAACAGCUAGACCAACAUUCAGAUUGGCUGCCGUCGGUCACCAGCAUGACAGCAGGCCAGCUAUACACUACGUUUCCAACUCCACCGUUGAUGCCCCACUUUCAAAUAGACUCUUUAUCUCAGCAACAACUGGCUCAUUCGCUUCUGCCUCGAUCAGCUGCUUCGCACACCCACAUGUCUGUUGCUAAUCCUGAUAAUUCAACUGUCGCUACCAAGCCAUUUAGCAGCAGCGAUACGGCUUCUAUUAGUGGCAGUUCGGUUCCAUCUGCACAAACUUCGCCAGAAUCGCUUCUCUAUGCUAUGUUGAACCAUCCACCACCACUCACAAUCAACAUUGAUGAUCCGUUGGGAUGGUCUCCACUGAUUAAUACACCCGUCAUGUUGAACGAUGCUGCCAAUGUCUCGUUGUCUACGAAUAACAUCAUGCAGUCUAUACUGCAUACGCCUUUGAUACCAAUGACUCUGCCAAUGCUUCCCCUCGAACAUACUGACAAUGCCACUGCUAGCUCUGCUAUCUCUUCAACCCCUCUUGUCACACUGAAUGACAAUUAUCCUGUCCUUGAUCAGUCCAUGCUUGCCUUGAACCAUUUGGAUGCAACUCACCCGAAUUCGCUUAAUGGGUCGCCCUCAAACUUGAUUCUGAACGGAUUGAACGAUACGUGGGAUAUCAAGUCUAAUUCCAUGUCUUCAGCAGCAAACAGUCUAAAGUGGACAUGUUUGCCUUCCUCACAGUAUCCGUUGGUUGAUGGAAGUCCUGCACGAUGUCAGACAUUCUUUAACCCUUCUACUUCUGUAGAUUUUACACGUGCCCGCUCUGCUUCUACAUCGUUUUUAGAAUUGCCCAUUUCUACCACGUUUUAUUCUGGAAGCGAUUGCUCUGACCUCUCUGAGCGUACUGAAGACCGUAGUGCUAAUUCAAAUAGCAAACUGCAGCUGCUUGAACCAAGUCCUCCACUAACAGCGGUAGGAUCUGGCGUUCCUGCUACUUUUCCCUCGGCCAAAGGAAACUCGAACCUGAAAUUUCCGUCACCCAAGACCACCGCAGACUCUGCAGGUGAAUCGUCAUGUGUUCCUCCAAGUCGAAGAUACUACUGCACAUUCUCUGGAUGCGAUCGCUGGUUUACUCGAAAAAACAAUCUGGAUGCGCACUACAGAACUCACACUGGUGAGCGACCAUCUGCCUGUACAGAGUGCGACAAAACAUUCAACCGAAAGCAUGAUCUUAGUCGUCAUAUCUCCUCGGUUCAUUUCAAAUCGGAUCGAUAUGGUCCUUGUGUCAAAUGCGGCGCUCGUUUUCCAAGACAGGAUGCAUUUAAACGACAUAUGUAUUCGUGCUCCCGACAUCCCGAGUAA
Batrachochytrium dendrobatidis JAM81 is the source of this 1881-nucleotide messenger RNA. RefSeq lists its product as uncharacterized. Gene Ontology annotation, biological process: regulation of transcription by RNA polymerase II. Gene Ontology annotation, molecular function: DNA-binding transcription factor activity, RNA polymerase II-specific; RNA polymerase II cis-regulatory region sequence-specific DNA binding. NCBI's taxonomy places the organism in Eukaryota, Fungi, Chytridiomycota, Chytridiomycetes, Rhizophydiales. The transcript has 5 exons. The coding region runs from base 1 to 1881 and encodes 626 amino acids. Gene Ontology annotation, cellular component: nucleus. The record is from RefSeq and is a predicted model, not a curated record.